Molecule: messenger RNA, 2905 nt
Organism: Lagopus leucura (white-tailed ptarmigan)
Lineage: Eukaryota; Metazoa; Chordata; Aves; Galliformes; Phasianidae
Gene: SEMA3E
Product: semaphorin 3E
Exons: 17
Coding region: 403-2742 (779 amino acids)
Biological process (GO): negative chemotaxis; semaphorin-plexin signaling pathway; neural crest cell migration
Molecular function (GO): chemorepellent activity; semaphorin receptor binding
Source: RefSeq, a predicted model, not a curated record
AGGAGGGUGCUUUCUUUUUAUUUUUUUUAUUUUUCUUUUUUUUCCCUCCUUUUAAUGAAUUGCCUUGCAGGAGGGACUGCAAAUACAGCUUCUUCCUGAAUCCACGGGCAGAGUUACUAGAGAGCUCAAGACACAACACUGCAGAGUAACGCCUUGGAAUGUCCUCGCACUUUAUAAACAAUUGUACUGGGGAGGGAAUAUUUUUACAUGACAUUUGCACAGCUUGACAAAUGGCAAGCUGAGGCUGUGUGCUCUUCUGACGAACAUUGAUUUUUCACAUAGAGAUACCCCACAAACUGACCAAAGAGAGAUAUCUGACCGUACUGGAAAAGUAGAAGUGGAACUUGGAGCCUUAAAAAAACAAACAAAGAGCUGCAGUUAAGUGAAGAGAGCAAGAUUUCGAUGUUGGGCAUGAUGGCAUCUGCCCAGGACCUUUUAAUUCUGGCACUAUGUGGCUUGUUACUAGAGUUACCGGCUGGAUGUCACGCAACAGAUACGAGACAGCCAAGGUUACGUCUGUCACAUAAAGAGCUCUGGGAUUUAAACAGGACGUCAGUCUUUCAUAGCCCGUUUGGAUAUCUUGGUCUUCAUAUAAUGCUCCUGGAUGAGUAUCAAGAGCGACUGUUCGUGGGAGGAAGAGACCUCUUGUACUCCCUCAGUUUGGAUCGAAUCAGCAACAACUACCGAGAGAUCCAUUGGCCUAGUACACCUCUUCAAGCAGAAGAAUGCAUAAUUAAAGGAAGAGAUGCUGAUGAAUGUGCUAAUUACAUCCGUGUCCUUCACCGAUACAAUAGAACACAUCUUCUGGCCUGUGGAACAGGAGCUUUUGAUCCAGUUUGUACCUUUGUAAGAGUAGGACAUCCAUCAGAGGAUCAUCUGUUUCAACUGGAAUCGCACAAAUUUGAGAGAGGACGAGGCAGGUGCCCUUUUGACCCUACUUCUUCCUUCACUUCCAUCUUAAUUGGUGGUGAACUUUUUACUGGUCUCUAUAGUGACUACUGGGGAAGAGAUGCUGCUGUCUUUCGCACCAUGAAUCGUAUGGCACAACUCCGAACAGAACCAGAUAGUGAGCGCCUGUUGAAAGAACCGAAGUUUGUUGGCUCAUACAUGAUUCCUGACAAUGAAGACCACGACGAUAACAAAGUGUAUUUCUUCUUUACUGAAAAAGCAUUAGAGGCUGAGACAAGCACUCAUGCCAUUUACACCAGAGUGGGACGUGUGUGUGUGAAUGACAUGGGAGGACAGCGAAUGCUUGUGAAUAAAUGGAGCACUUUCCUCAAAACCAGACUAGUUUGUUCUGUGCCUGGGAGAAAUGGAAUUGAUACGCAUUUUGAUGAAUUAGAGGAUGUGUUUUUGCUGCAAACUCGUGAUAACAAAAAUCCAGUGAUAUUUGGCCUCUUCAGCACUACAAGCAAUAUAUUUAGAGGAUAUGCUAUAUGUGUUUACCAUAUGGCAAGCGUCCGAGCAGCCUUCAAUGGACCAUAUGCUCAUAAAGAAGGACCAGAAUACCACUGGGCUCUAUACGAAGGGAAAGUACCUUAUCCUAGACCUGGUUCAUGUGCCAGCAAAGUAAAUGGUGGUCUGUACACUACCACCAAAGACUAUCCUGAUGAAGCUGUCCAUUUUGCCAGGAGUCAUCCAUUGAUGUAUCAGCCCAUCAAGCCUGUUCAUAAGAGACCAAUUCUAGUAAAAGCAGAUGGGAAGUACAACCUUAAGCAAAUAGCUGUGGACAGAGUGGAAGCUGAAGACGGGCAAUAUGAUGUGUUGUUCAUUGGCACAGAUAAUGGAAUUGUGCUGAAAGUCAUUGCAAUUUACAAUCAAGAGACAGAAUCAAUGGAAGAAGUGAUUCUUGAAGAGCUGCAAGUAUUCAAGGUGCCAAUUCCUAUUAUUUCCAUGGAAAUCUCUUCAAAAAGGCAACAGCUCUACAUUGGAACUGAAUCAGUUAUAGCACAAGUGAAGUUUCACCAGUGCGACAUGUAUGGCACAGCCUGUGCUGACUGCUGCCUGGCUCGAGAUCCCUACUGUGCUUGGGAUGGCAUCUCCUGCUCCCGGUACUACCCCACAGGAAUGCAGGCAAAGAGACGCUUCCGCAGACAAGACGUACGACAUGGAAAUGCAGCUCAGCAGUGCUUUGGUCAGCAGUUCAUUGGAGAAGUCUUGGAGAAGACUGAGGAGCGAUUGGUUUAUGGAAUAGAGUACAACAGCACCCUUCUGGAGUGCACCCCUCGAACCUUACAGGCAAAAGUAAUCUGGUUUGUCCAGCGAGCCCAUGAAACUAGGAAGGAAGAGGUGAAGACAGAUGAUAGAAUAAUCAAAAUGGACCUCGGCCUCUUAUUUCUGAAGCUGCAUCGGCUGGAUGCAGGGACUUAUUUUUGUCAGACAGUGGAACACAGCAUAGUUCACACUGUUAGAAAAAUCACCCUGGAAAUAGUCGAGGAAGAACGUGUAGAUGAAAUGUUCAGUAAAGACUACGAGGAGGAGAUAUCUCACAAAAUGCCGUGCCCAAUGCAGAGCAACAUACCUCAGGUAUCAAAACCAUGGUACAAAGAAUUUCUUCAACUCAUAGGUUACAGCAACUUCCAGAGAGUGGAGGAAUACUGUGAAAAAGUUUGGUGUACAGAUAAGAAGAGAAAAAAGCUGAAAAUGUCUCCAUCCAAGUGGAAAUAUGCCAAUCCUCAGGAGAAGAAGGCAAGAAUCAGGCCAGAGCACUACCGGUUGCCCAGGAACAUAGCUGACUCUUGAUGGACAAAAUCCAUCUUCUGUUUCUGGGCAAAAUUUUAUUUGGACUUCAGUAAGAGGGAAAAAUCAGCUUGGUUUUGGUAAAUGAAACAGGUUUAUAUGUAUAAAAAAUCAGGACUGAAAACAAAUAUGCUAUGGUAAGUUAUACCGUACACUCAUGACUGUU